This is a messenger RNA of Sorex araneus (European shrew), 1944 nucleotides long. It is a transcript of the gene OIP5, whose product is annotated as Opa interacting protein 5. NCBI's taxonomy places the organism in Eukaryota, Metazoa, Chordata, Mammalia, Eulipotyphla, Soricidae. The transcript has 6 exons. Bases 243 to 941 code for a protein of 232 amino acids. The record is from RefSeq and is a predicted model, not a curated record. Gene Ontology annotation, biological process: CENP-A containing chromatin assembly; chromosome segregation. Gene Ontology annotation, cellular component: chromosome, centromeric region; nucleus; chromatin.
CUGCAGGUCACUGUACUUGAAGGAGUCCAGUUCCUCCAACGAGGGGACAGUCAUCAUGUUCUGCAAUGCAGUCGACCUCGGAAAGAACAGACACGACAGCGGCAGAAGCGCGCUGCGGUUCAAAACUCUACCGCCAAUGAGCCGGCAGCCUCGCCCCUCAGCCACGCGCACGCGCCGCCCCGCCUCUCCGCCGGGGAGGCGGAGCCUGCGGACUUCGAAAGUGCGCGGCGGGAGGCAGGAAGAUGGCGGUCCCGUCCCGGCAGCUGCGCUCUCGCCGGACCGCGUCGCCGCCGCCGCCGCGGGGUGGCUCGAGUGGCGGCGCUCAGAAGGCGGUGGAGGAACCCUCUUUCACGACUUCCAUGGAAUGGGACACCCAGGUGGUGAAAGGAUCGUCGCUGCUCGGCCCCGCGGGGCUGAGGCCCGAGGAGCCGCCGUCCGGCGCGCGGCUGCCGUGGUGGCUGCAGCCCGAGCGGUGCGCGGUGUUCCAGUGCGCGCGCUGCCACGCGGUGCUCGCCGACUCGGUGCACCUCGCCUGGAACCUGACUGCCACCUUGGGCGCUGUGGUCUUCUCCAGAGUCACCAACAACGUGGUUUUGGAAGAGCCUUUUCUAGUGGGCAUCGAUGGCUUGCUCAAAGGCAGCACUUACAACCUUUUAUUCUGUUGUUCCUGUGAAGUUCCAGUUGGCUUUCAUCUAUAUUCAACCCAUGCUGCCAUGGCUGCCUUAAGAGGCCACUUUUGCCUUUCCAGUGACAAAAUGAUGUGCUAUCUCUUGUCAACAAAAGCCAUAGUGCCUGCGUCCAAGAUGGAGAUUCACAACGUCCCUCUCGAACAGAAGGUGUUGGAGCUGAAAGAGAAGAUAAUGUUAACUCAUGUCCACUUAAGUUCACUGAUGAAGAUUCCAAAAGACAAGGCUCCUGCUAAGUCCAAGACAGAAAACUGACCCAGGAUCAAGAGCUUGAGUAUGAGGGUUAGGACACUGCUGUCUGUCCUUUUGGCUGGAACCACUAUCUUCCAGUAAAUCGUGAAAAUGACCAACACAAAGGGAAAGAAGAGGGGCACCUGCUACACAUUCUCUAAAUCUUUUAGAAAGCAUGGAGUUCCUUUGGCAGAGUUCAUGCAGAUAUAUAAGGAUGGUGAUAUCGUAGACAUAAAGGGAAUGGGCACUGUCCAAAAAAGAAUGCCCCACAGAUGUAGCAGGGCAGAGCUAGAAGGGUCUACAGUGUUACCUAGCAUGCUGUUGGCAUUGUCGUUAACAAACAAGUCAAGAACAAGAUUCUUGCCAAGAGAAUUAAUGUUCAUAUUGUGCUUUAUUAAGCACUCUAAGAGUUGAGACGACUUUCUGAAAUGGGUGAAGGAAAAUGGUCAGAAAAACAAGGAAGCCAAAGAGACAUGGGUUCAACUGAAGCGCCAGCUUGCUCCAUUCAGAGAAGCACAUUUUGUAAGAACCAGUGGGAAGGAGCCUGAGCUGCUGAAGCCCAUUCCCUAGGAACUCAUGGCAGGAGAAGUGUUUGUUUGGAAAUAAGAGGACUCCUGGACUAUUUUGUUAAAAAGAAAAAGGAACAUGCUGUCAGUGAACCAGUGCUGCUGGAUUCUUCUAGAGGAUCCCCUUCAAAAUAAGAAAUGUGGUUUAUUAUAUUAUCUCUAGCUUCUUGUCAGUUUCAUAAUACUUCUGAAAAAGCUAGUUGCAAAUUUGGGGAUUGAGAGAAAUGGCCCUUGAGUACUUUGACCUAAAGAUCCAUAAUGAAUCUAAAAGUGAGCUGGAUUGAAUACUGACCAGCCUUUCUUGUGGGAAGCAAUUAUGUAAAUAUUGAGAAACUUAAAUGUAAAAUACUGGUACACAUAUAGUCUGUAGGCAAUGGUCACUAAGUUAGCCAACAGGGUAAUCUAUAGUUUCUUGUGUAACAUAGAUAAUAUAGUUUCCACAUGUAAAUUGAAUUUUAUAA